Molecule: messenger RNA, 1659 nt
Organism: Tyto alba (common barn owl)
Lineage: Eukaryota; Metazoa; Chordata; Aves; Strigiformes; Tytonidae
Gene: CAAP1
Product: caspase activity and apoptosis inhibitor 1
Exons: 6
Coding region: 56-967 (303 amino acids)
Source: RefSeq, a predicted model, not a curated record
AAGCGCGCGUCACCCCGCGCGCGCGGAGGCGGCGGUGGCGGGCCCCGGCGGGGCCAUGCCGGGCAGGAAGUCGUCGAAGGAGAAGAAGCGGCGGCGGUCGCGGUCGUGCUGCCCGGAGGGAGCCCCGGGGCCCGGCGGCGGCGAGAGGAAGCGGCGGAGCACCGCGCCCAGCCAGGCUGCCGCGGAGGAAGCAAAAUGUGUUGUGCCAUCUGGAGAAAAAGUGGAAGAAGCUGAACAACCCAGUGAUAUAGAAGAAGGAGGCUUAGACCUCAGUGUGUCACUCAAACCUGUCAGUUUCUACAUCACGGACAAAAAAGAAAUGCUUCAGCAGUGUUUCUGUGUCAUAGGGGAGAAGAAACUACAGAAGAUGCUGCCCGAUAUUUUAAAGAACUGUUCCAUGGAUGAAAUCAAAAGGCUUUGCUUGGAGCAGUUGGAGCUGUUAUCUGAAAAAAAACUGUUGAAGAUAUUUGAAGGCAAGAUUGGAGCUGAUUCUGAUACUGACGAGGAGACAGAUGGAGGAGACAAGACUGGAGGUGAAUCAGUCAGUCAACAGGACAACAGUAUAGACUCUACUUCUUCUGUCAGAGAAGACAACAAGCUGGAAGGUCAGGAAUCAAAACAAGUCAAGGGAGAAGAUAGUGAUGUCCUCAGCAUAAAUGCAGAUGCAUAUGAUAGUGACAUAGAAGGCCCAUGCAAUGAAGAAGAUGGCCCAGAUGUGCAAGAAAACACUGUCAGAACUGGAGACAGUCAGAUCGAUGAUCUUCAGAAGGACAUUGAGAAAAGCGUGAAUGAGAUACUGGGGUUGGCAGAGUCCAGCCCAAAGGAACCCAAAGCAGCAGCCUUAGCUGUUCCUCCAUCAGAAGAUGUUCAGCCAUCAGCACAGCAGUUGGAGCUUCUGGAGCUUGAGAUGAGGGCCAGAGCUAUUAAGGCUCUAAUGAAAGCUGGUGAUGUGAAAAAACAGCCCUGAGAUUGUUUAGACUUAAUAUUCAGUGUUUGUUUUUAAGGAUGCGUUGUCUGUUCUCUUCAAUGCUAAAGUAUAUUUAGGUUGGGUAUGACAUUCCUCAUUCAAACCCUAUUGUAUAUCCUGACCUGUUGCUUCAACCACUGAUAGUGUGUUUCAUUGCCUUUAGUUUGCUGCUUCCAUUACAUAAACAGAGUGAUUUGAUGCUUCACUGAGAUCACGUGUUUUUGGGCUGGCUUAUCUCCUCAAGGGGUCACACAAUGUAUAGAGCUAUGCCAGGAACCUGGUGCCUUCCAGAAAGGUUCAAGUUCUUUGUAACCCCGACUUGUUAAACUACUUGAGAAACUUGAUUUAUAUGUACUUCAUUAAAAACAACAUUUUAAAGAGGUCGUGUGUUUGCCUUCAGGAGUCUGUGAUGGAAUUUGAGAUUGCAUAUUUCUCCUUUGGGCCCCGCUCAUCAUAAGGUAGCUGUUCUAGUUAAAAUGAAUGAUGAUUCACUUAAAAGCAUACUUAAUUUUUAGAAAGUUGAAUUCCUAAAUAAAAAGUUGAACCAUGUUAUUUUCAGAGUUACAAAAGUGCCUGAAAGUGACGAAUACCAGAGUUUUUAUACUGUUGAUCAUGUAAUUUUAUCGCUCUUAUCUGCUGUUUAUCUUCUCUGCCAUAAUUGAAAUAAAAAAAAACCCAGAGUUUUUUCUUGA